UGCCACGUGGCAUACAUUUGGUCCUUGCUCCUCCAGUUUAGAAGCUCUGCAUGAUGCAGAGAGAAGAAGAGAGAGAGAGCCAGGAGUUUUGGUUUGGCGGCCAUGGCGGUAGCAACCAGCUACUGCAAGUCUUCGCCAUUUCUGGGAGAAUUCCCUCCUUUCCACUUCGGAAAAUCACAAUCCAGACAAGUUAAUUGGAGGUCAUUUCAGGCACUUAGAAUUAAUUCACUGUUUUGGGGACCCAAGAAGGCCGUGAAGCCACUAGAAACAGAUUUUUCCCUCGGGGAUUUCAUUUUGACAGGGUCAGGCUCAGAGGGAGUCUCAGAAACAAUAUCAGUUUCAGUUCUUUCUUCAAUAUCAGAUGUUGCAUCUCGCGAUUGGGAUGCAUGUGCUCUGGACGCAACAGGCCCUGAAAAAUUUAACCCAUUUCUCACUCAUGCUUUUCUUUCAAGUUUGGAGGAAACCGGUUGUGCUGUGAAGUAUCUGUACCAGGAAACAGGAUGGACACCAUGCCAUGUUAUUGCUAAGGAUAAAAGUGAAAAUAUUCUUGGUGUUGUUCCACUAUAUCUGAAAAGCCAUUCGUAUGGUGAAUUUGUAUUUGAUCAUUCUUGGACUGAUGCCUACUACAGUUUUGGAUCAAGAUACUAUCCAAAGUUGCAGUGUUGUGUACCUUUCACUCCAGUUACUGGUCCAAGAAUUUUAAUCCGUAAUACCUUAUCCAGAGAUCAAGUUUUUGAAAUUAUGGUUUCUGCUCUAAAGAAUCUGACAGCCAAGUUCCAGCUUUCUUCAUUGCAUAUUACCUUCCCAUCUGAAAAUGAGUGGCACAAAUUGAGUGAACAAGGUUUUCUACGGAGGAUUGGAAUGCAAUACCACUGGAAAAAUCGUAAUUAUAAGAGUUUUGAUGAGUUCUUGAUGGACAUGAAGCAAAGCAAAAGGAAAAACAUUCGUCAAGAACGCAAAAAGAUUUCACAGCAGAACUUGACCAUGAAACGUCUUCGAGGUUAUGAAAUAAAGGCCAGCCACUGGGAUUCCUUCUAUAGUUUCUACAGAAACACCACAAAUAACAAGUGGGGAAGCCCUUAUCUGACUAGGGAUUUCUUUCAUACCGUGGGCUCAAAGAUGGGAGAUCAGGUACUUCUUGUUGUUGCUGAAGAAGGGGAUGAGCUUGUUGCAGGAGCUCUUAAUCUAAUAGGUGGAGAUACUUUAUUCGGGCGCUUAUGGGGAUGUCAUCCACGAACAUACUAUCCGAGUUUACAUUUUGAAGCUUGCUAUUACCAGGCAAUUGAGGCAGCUAUUGAAUUUAAUCUCAACACAGUAGAGGCAGGAGCUCAGGGUGAGCAUAAGAUUCAGCGUGGUUAUCUACCCGUGACAACUUAUAGCUGCCAUUACCUCAUGAAUGAUGCCUUCAGGCAGGCCAUAGAAGAAUUUCUGGAGCGUGAAUCAUCGCAGGUUAAGUUGGUUAUGAAAAUGUUACAAGAUUCUGGCCCCUUAAAGGAAGGUAUACAUUAAAUCAUUGAUAUACAUUGUUGAAGUCCAGUCAUAUUGGUUCAUCCCAAAUCGUAGAUUCUGUUUGUGUAUUCUUGUAGCUCUCCUAUUCAUUUGCUUAAAUAUAAUCACUCUACAGUGAUAUAUUGCAAAUUAAUCAUGUACAAAAUUCCAAACAAUUUGUAAAUUUUGAAAUGUAACAACUUGCAAAAUAUCUGUGAUAACGAAAUAACUAAGCAACAAAGGAUGAAGAAUUUGUAUUCUCAUGUUCUUCAAUAUGAACCUAUCUAUCUGUUGCAUGCA
Ziziphus jujuba (common jujube) is the source of this 1788-nucleotide messenger RNA. RefSeq lists its product as uncharacterized. Bases 103 to 1509 code for a protein of 468 amino acids. Lineage: Eukaryota; Viridiplantae; Streptophyta; Magnoliopsida; Rosales; Rhamnaceae. The transcript is spliced from 12 exons. The record is from RefSeq and is a predicted model, not a curated record.